Messenger RNA from Rosa rugosa (rugosa rose), 2070 nucleotides. RefSeq names its product arogenate dehydratase/prephenate dehydratase 1, chloroplastic. Gene Ontology annotation, cellular component: cytoplasm; chloroplast. NCBI's taxonomy places the organism in Eukaryota, Viridiplantae, Streptophyta, Magnoliopsida, Rosales, Rosaceae. The transcript has 11 exons. Gene Ontology annotation, molecular function: prephenate dehydratase activity; arogenate dehydratase activity. The record is from RefSeq and is a predicted model, not a curated record. Bases 513 to 1703 code for a protein of 396 amino acids. Gene Ontology annotation, biological process: L-phenylalanine biosynthetic process.
UGGCUUGGCCCAAAUUUGCCCCACAGUAAGUCACACAACCCUCACAGCUUCCCUUUCCUGUCUCUCUCUCUCUCAACCUCCUCUUUCACACAAAAAUGUAGAAGAUUUUAUGGUCCAGUCAGAGAAAAGAGCCUUCCAUACAUAGUUUGAAUGCAUUCAAAUGGUGGCUAGAUACUUCUGAACCAACCCCCUCAGCUUCCCUUCUCUCAUUUGUUUUUAUAAUUUCUACUAACCCAGGUAGAGUGUUGCCAACAACAUUCUGCUCACCUACCUCCUAAAAACCCUUUUUCCUUAGCUCAGUGUGACUUGUCGGUCUCUCUAUUUCUCUCCCUGAACGUUACAUAGGUUACAAUUCUUGUGGGGUCCAAAUACCCAUCACCAUUGUUGUCACCUUGACAAUGUGCUACUGGGUUUCAUCCAACAAACCCCCCACCAACCACACCCUUUCUCUUAUAAGCUUGGAUUUGCCUCAAAGUUUUAAUCUUUUGUGAGUUUUUUUGGGGAUUUUGGUGAUGGCUGUGAAGGGUGGCUCUAUCUGGAGUUGUGCUAAAACCCCUUAUUCUCAUCAGGGUAUUUCAGAUUUGAGGUCUAAUCGUUCUGGGUUGGGUUUGAAUUUGAGUUUGCGCAAAUGGGAAUGUUGCAGUUUGGGGGUUUCUUUGGCUCACAAAGCUAUCACCCCAGUUGAAGAUGAGAAGCCAAAUUUGCCAGCGAUGGAAUCCGCAGGAGCAAUUCAGAGGGUUGAGGAUAAUGAGUCUAAGGGUUUUCACAAGGAUAUGAACCUUCUUCCUAAACCAUUGACAGCAGCUGAUAUUUCUCCUUCGCCAGAUGAUGGUUCAAAAGUUAGAGUUGCUUAUCAGGGGUUACCGGGGGCAUAUAGUGAGGCUGCUGCCCUAAAAGCUUACCCGAAGUGUGAAACCGUUCCAUGUGAUCAGUUUGAAGCUGCAUUUAAGGCCGUUGAACUGUGGUUAGUGGAUAAAGCAGUUCUUCCUAUUGAGAAUUCUGUUGGUGGAAGCAUCCACCGUAAUUAUGACUUGCUUCUUCGCCAUAGAUUGCACAUAGUUGGAGAGGUACAACUUCUAGUGAACCAUUGUCUCUUGGGAUUGCCCGGUGUAAGGAAAGAGGAACUAAAACGUGUUCUAAGCCAUCCUCAGGCUCUUGCUCAAUGUGAGAUGACACUAAGCAGCUUAGGCAUCAUCCGAGUCAAUACCGAUGACACUGCUCUUGCUGCGCAGAUGGUGGCCUCAACUGGCCUAAAAGAUGCUGGUGCUGUUGCAAGUUCUCGAGCUGCAGAAAUCUAUGGGCUUCAGAUUCUUGCAGAUAAAGUUCAAGAUGAUGACGAUAAUAUUACUCGCUUUCUGAUACUCGCAAGAGAACCAAUAAUGCCAGGAACUGAGCGGCAAUAUAAGACAAGCGUUGUUUUCACUCUAGAAGAAGGUCCUGGUGUACUAUUCAAAGCCUUAGCAGUGUUUGCACUUAGGGGCAUUAAUUUGACAAAGAUUGAAAGUCGCCCCCAAAAACAACGUCCAUUAAGGGUUGUUGAUGAUUCUAAUGAAGGAAGUGCCAAGUAUUUCGAUUACCUCUUUUACAUUGACUUCGAAGCUUCUAUGGCAGAUCCCCGUGCCCAAAAUGCUUUGGGACAUUUGCAGGAAUUUGCAAGUUUUCUUCGUGUUCUUGGCUGCUACCCGAUGGACAUAAUUCCGUAGAAGAAGCACCAGACAAUGUUGUACAUAUUGGGAUCAGAAACUAGAAAAGAAAUCGUUAGGCCAAGUGAGGAGCUUCCAACAAGGAUAAAAUUCUCCAAAUUAGAAACUUCCUUUCAAAGCUUAAUUUCUUUUAAAAUCCUCAUCAUUCUUUCUAUCCUCUGAAUGGAGGUGUCAUGUUUGUGGAAUAUCAUUAUAUAUCCUAUAACAGAGGGAGCAAGCUUUGGCCUUGUGGUUUGUGAGUUUUAGUUUACUGAAACAAUAGUGGAGAUGGGUUUAAACUUUUAAUGCUUUUUUAAAAUAAGUGGAAUUUCUUGAAAAUUUACCUUGUGGACGCAGAAGGUUUUACUUGAUGAAAAUACUUUGUUCU